AGAGAGAGGCAAGGCGCGGAGUGCCGGUCGCUGCGCAGUUGCGCGUGCGCCGCGACCGAGGCGAGCGGUCGCCCGCGGCUGCUAUUGCACUACUUAGCAUGGUCGAAUUUACUACUUAUUUCUACAACUAGUGAUUUAGUAGCCAAAAAUGGAGUACUACACGUCGGAUAGCUGCGACAGUGACACCAGGGAACAGAAGACCCUCGACCUAACGAGCCAGUUCAUAGACACUGAAACGUUCGCGUCGGAAUUGAGGAGCGUCGUCGACGAGAAAGAUUGCGCGGAAAAUUACGAAAUCAUUCUGCUCAACCACAAUCGGAUCACCUCGCUGCCAGAGACAAUAAACAGGUUUUGCAACUUGAAGAUAUUGGACGUGAGCAAUAACAGGCUGACGUCGCUCCCAGACAUCCUCAAGAACUGCCCUCUUACGUCCCUCAUAGCCAAACACAACCAGCUUACCAAUGAAUCGCUGCCCAAGUGUUUUAGCUCCUCCAAAAACACGAUAAAGGAGCUCAACCUCAGCGGCAAUCAAAUGAACUUCUUUCCCGAACAAGUAUUAGAGCUAAAAUCCCUCAAAUACCUCUACUUAGGCGGGAAUCAGAUCCAGAAAAUACCAAAGGAAAUUCGGAAGUUGAGUAGUUUGCAGAUAUUAUCGCUCGGCGGGAACCAGAUCACCGAGGUCCCGGAGUCAGUGGGUCGUCUGACGUCACUGCAGGCUCUCGUGCUGAGUGACAACUACAUCGAGCAGCUGCCUGCGAGCAUCGCCGACCUCAACCAACUGCGCUCCCUGCUGCUGCACAAGAACCGCUUGAAGACUCUGCCCACACAAAUUAUUAGGCUGAAAUGUUUGACGGAGCUAAGUCUCCGGGACAACCCGCUGGUGGUUCGUUUCGUGCGCGACAUGACGCUGCAGCCGCCAUCUUUGCUGGAGCUGGCGGGCCGCACCAUCAAGCUACACGAUGUGCCCGUGCUGCCGGGUGAGGUGCCGCUCACACUGCUUCGGUAUCUCGGCGCCGCGCAGUGCUGCGUCAACCCUAAGUGUAAAGGCGUGUUUUUCGACAAUCGGGUGGAACACAUAAAGUUCGUGGAUUUUUGCGGCAAGUACCGCAUCCCAUUGCUGCAGUAUCUCUGCAGUUCUAAGUGCAUCAUCGGCAGUUGGGAGAGUAGGGAGGAGAACACAAAUCCUCACCCUCACAUGAUGCGCAAAGUCCUCCUCGGAUGAACAAUAUUUUAUGUGAUUUUUGUGCUAUGACAGCUAUCCUAUUACAGUAAUUAAUGUUUUGAAUAUUAUACCUUUACAAGAUCAAUUUCACAAGCGAGUUGUAUACUUUUAAGAUAAUGCGAUGUAAACUUCGCUCCGAGGAGAUUGGCUAGUCAAUUUUAUAUGGAAUUUGAGUUGUCUCACUCAUGGAAUUGAUCUUUAUAUAUUAAGUUUGUUCAUAUGUAUAUCAUGUUACUUUUAUUUGGGACCAACUUAUUGAAUACCUAAUCUUUAGAAUAAACUUUGUGAUAUUGUUUUUAUUUCAUGUGUAUAUUUUACAGUCACUAUUAUAAAAAUAAAACUAAUUAUUUAAUA
Molecule: messenger RNA, 1576 nt
Organism: Pectinophora gossypiella (pink bollworm)
Lineage: Eukaryota; Metazoa; Arthropoda; Insecta; Lepidoptera; Gelechiidae
Product: leucine-rich repeat-containing protein 58
Exons: 4
Coding region: 149-1222 (357 amino acids)
Molecular function (GO): protein binding
Source: RefSeq, a predicted model, not a curated record